UGUCCUCCCUCCUCCCAUUCUGCUGUGUAGCAUCUGUGGGUAGCAGAGCUUCCCAUGCUAAGGAGCAGAGGGAUACAGACACAGCAGCAGCCACAGCCCUGGAAGUGUAUACAGAGCCCAGAAAGCAGCUCCGCCAUAGCCAGGGGCACACAGCAUCCCACCCUGCCUGGUUGUAAAGGUGGUCCCCCCAUCCUGCGACCUCACCCACGUGGGGUGAAUGAGGUUAAUGCUACUGUGCUGCACCUGGGGCGAAGAGCACAUGGGAGAGGAAGAAGGAAAUGAGCUACCGUUGUGUUCCAGUUGUGGACAGCAUAUUUAUGAUGGACGCUAUCUGCAGGCAUUGGCAUCUGAUUGGCACACUGACUGCUUCAGAUGCAGCGAUUGUGGAUUGUCCCUGUCACAUCGAUACUAUGAGAAGGAUGGGAGACUGUUCUGUAAGAAGCACUAUUGGGCACGGUUUGGGGGUAUGUGCCAUGGUUGUUCCGAGCACAUUACCAAGGGGCUGGUUAUGGUAGCAGGAGAACACAAAUAUCACCCAGAGUGUUUCCUGUGCUCCCGCUGUGCAGCUUUUAUAGGAGAUGGAGAAACGUACGCUCUGGUGGAGAGGUCCAAGCUGUAUUGUGGGCCAUGUUAUUACCAGCAUGCCGUGACCCCGUCAAUCGAUUCACCAACGUCACGAACACCCCACACAGUCACCCUGGUUUCUCUCCCUGCUUCCGAUGGCAAACGCGGUCUGUCUGUUUCCAUUACGCCAUCCUGUGCUGAGCACUCUCAUACUGUGCGGGUUCGCGAGCUUGAUGCUGACUGCCUGAGUCCAGAUAUCCAUGGCUCCAUCCACGUUGGAGACCGCAUACUGGAGAUUAAUGGCACUCCUAUCCGCAGCGUACCCUUGGAUGAGAUUGAUCUCUUGAUACAGGAAACAGGCCGGCUCUUGCAGCUGACUAUUGAACAUGACCCUCACGAGGCUUCCAUACUGCCUACCAGCUGCACAGAGACUGCCGUUAGACGACAGAGACCUGUGACACGUAGUUGCAGUAUUGACCGGUCCCCUGGAUCCAGUUGUGUGGGGUCGCCUGCCUGCUCUCGCAGGGACAUGUCCCGUUCUGAGUCUGUCCGUGGUGCUACUGCUUCACAUCGAAUAUUCCGAUCUUCUGACCUUAUUCCUGGAGAGGUCCUGGGGAGGGGCUGCUUUGGACAGGCAAUAAAGGUUACCCAUCGCGUGACUGGAGAAGUUAUGGUGAUGAAGGAGCUUAUUAGAUUUGACGAAGAAACUCAAAUAACGUUUCUCAGAGAGGUGAAGGUGAUGCGAGGUCUGGAACAUCCGAAUGUACUAAGGUUUAUUGGAGUGCUUUAUAAAGACAAACGGUUGAACUUUAUCACUGAGUACAUUUCGGGAGGCACCCUGCGUACGGUCAUAAAGAACAUGGAUCUUGAACAUCCGUGGAACAAGAGGGUUCGUUUUGCCAAAGAUAUCGCUGCUGGAAUGGCAUAUCUUCAUUCAGUGCGAAUAAUCCAUCGGGAUUUGAACUCUCACAACUGUCUCGUACGAGAGGAUGGGAGUGUAGUGGUGGCAGAUUUUGGACUGGCACGACUGGUUAAAGAAGAGUCUCGUGACCUGCGUAAGGACAAGAGGAAACGUUACACUGUUGUAGGAAACCCAUAUUGGAUGGCUCCUGAGAUGAUAAAUGGGAGAAUUUACGAUGAGUCUGUGGAUGUCUUCUCCUUUGGGAUUAUGCUGUGUGAGAUAAUUGGCUGUGUGAGUGCUGAUCCUGAUUACCUCCCGCGCACCAUGGAUUUUGGGCUGAAUGUCCGUGCUUUCCUGGAUAGAUAUUGUCCCCCAACAUGCCCCCAAGGGUUUUUUCCUUGUGCUGUCACAUGCUGUGACCUGGAUCCUGAGAAACGACCAACUUUCUCACAGUUGCAGCUGUGGCUGGAGUCUCUCCUUGGACACUUAAACAUAAAGACGCCUCUCAAUUCACAUCUUGUGCAGAUGGACGAGGACUUCUGGGAAAUUUACAGGAGAGGGGAUAGCACCCUGCAUGUGCACCCAGAAAUCCCAGAAUAAACUCAAAAGAGGAAGCUUUCCUAAAUGAUUUACAAGCCAUUCCCCAAUCUGUGUGCUAAUGGGGGCUCAUAUGCUUACCUUGCACAGAGUGGGAUUAAACUCCACCUCCGCGUUACGCAAAGAGACCUGUUGUGUCUAGUGAUCAUAGAGGAUACUGGAAAGUUUUUAGGGCAUUCCAGGAUACACACUGUUCUAGUACCUUAGGGUGCCUACUGUGUUCUGUCAGUUUGUUAAGGUUAUUUCUGGUCCAAUGGCUUUGAUGAAGUAGGCUCUGUUUUUAAAGAUGCUUAAAAACCAAGAAACAGUUGUGCGUUCCGGAAAGGCGUCAUUACAUCACCCCCCUCCCUGCAUGGCGCCUGAUUCAAUUGACUGUUCGUGCAAAGGAGUGUUCUGCACCUUGUGUAAAUACAUGUAUGUAUAUUUAGACUGUGCAUAGCUUUCUGUACAUAGCCUCACGUAUGUCUCUCUGUGCCGUCCUUGUUCUUAUUGCCAAGAAGGGCUUCAGCUUUUCCCAAACUGUUCAGUGCACUGUGGUUUUUCAGGAUCAUAUCUGAUGGGACCACAAUGCACUGGGGCAUAGAACCCAAACCAAGCUGAGCAGAAUGUUUGUGUCUUACUUGUAGACACAUUAUAUACAAUAUCCAGGGUUUUACCCCCGUAACGCUCAAAUACGUGCUGUCAGUUUCAUUCCCACAUUCAUAGCACUUAUAGCUUGUCAGCUUUCUUACUACCACCAGCAUUGAUAUACCUAAAUCCUUGUCAAAGUUGUCAAAGUUAUUUAUUUGUUACCUGUCUAAAUUCUAAAGGGGAACAUCUUAGCUUAGCCAAAGCUACAUAUAACAUAAUAUUCAUUAGUUCUAUCUCUCUUCCAUUUAUUCUCAAACAAUGGCACCAAAUUAUCAAGAAAAGUCUUACUAAACACAACUUUGGAAUUUAGUCAUUGUGACUAGACAAAUCCAAAGUUGUUCCCAGCCAAUAGACGAUCUGAGUUCCUCUCUCUCCACAACAUUGAAAUCUGGCUUACUUAAAUUACUACAAUGUUGACAGUAUCUGUAAUGGGUUUAUCAUUUUAUAUAGCUAUCAUUCUCCUAAGUCUGAUUUAUUUUUUUAAUUUAUUGAUUUAUUUAUUUGAAAUAUCAAUUUUUUAUUCUUGCCGUAUUAAGGAACUACUAUUUUAUCUUAUGAGACUUCUUUCCCAUAUCAGUUGAAGGCUGUGUUAGAAUGUGAAUUGGCUUUGUCACAAUUUAUUAAGUGUAACUUGAGUGACGGCUGUGUUCUGCCGUCAGUUGAGAGCAGAGUAGCCAUUUGUCAAGCUAAUAGUGCUUCCACAAUGCAACGUGCAUAAUUAGAAAUAGUCCUUACAUUUACAUAACUAUAAACUGAGAUAUUAGGGGGGAACUCAACAUACACAAGAAGUAGAGGAUUUUUACUAUGCAAUAAUCAUUACCAGAGUUAAAUGAUUAAUUGUGCUUCACUAUUAUAGUACAGUAACUGAUAUUACUACCAAGUUUCAUACUAUGGUACGACUUUAUUAAGAAUGUUGAAAUUGCAGUGUUACAUUAAUUGGUCUGAAUGUCCCAAAACCACCUGUUAUUAAUUUUUUUAAAUGAAGUAUAUCUUCAUGACGGGGAACAUUUCAAUUUGUACAUGCUGGUACGAUGGAUUUUUUUUUUUUUUUUAUGAUAAACAAAUCCAUUCA
Pelobates fuscus (common spadefoot toad) is the source of this 3764-nucleotide messenger RNA. RefSeq names its product LIM domain kinase 1 (gene LIMK1). The transcript has 16 exons. The record is from RefSeq and is a predicted model, not a curated record. Gene Ontology annotation, molecular function: ATP binding; protein binding; protein serine/threonine kinase activity. Lineage: Eukaryota; Metazoa; Chordata; Amphibia; Anura; Pelobatidae. Gene Ontology annotation, biological process: positive regulation of stress fiber assembly; protein phosphorylation; actin cytoskeleton organization. The coding region runs from base 218 to 2065 and encodes 615 amino acids. Gene Ontology annotation, cellular component: nucleus; neuron projection; cytoplasm.